AUGAGCUCCAGCCGGCCGGGAACCUGCCCUUGCCAGGGUGCUGCAGGCCGCCCAACCAUUCUGUAUGCACUUCUGAGUCCCAGCAUCAGGGACCGGCCCUCUGUGCCCCCAGCCCGUGGCCACUGCCUGUGCAGGCAGCACCGGCCUGUCCGGUUGUGUACUCCCCAUCGCACCUGCCGGGAGGCCUUGGAUGUUCUGGCCAAGACGUUGGCCUUCCUCAGGAACCUGCCGUCCUUCUGCCAGCUGCCCUCUCAGGAUCGGAGGCAGCUGCUUCAGGGCUGCUGGGGCCCCCUCUUCCUGCUUGGAUUGGCCCAAGACACUGUGACCUUCGAGGUGGCUGAGGUCCCGGUUCCCAGCAUACUCAAGAAGAUCCUGCUGGAGGAGCCCAGCAGCGGUGCAGGAAGCGGCCAGGUGCUGGAUCGGCCCCAGCCCUCACUGGCUGCCGUGCAGUGGCUUCAGUGCUGCCUGGAGUCCUUCUGGAGUCUGGAGCUGGGCCCCAAGGAAUAUGCCUACCUGAAAGGGACCAUCCUCUUCAACCCUGACAUGCCAGGCCUCCACGCCUCCUCCCACAUCGGGCACCUGCAGCAGGAGGCGCACCAGGCACUGUGGGAGGUCCUGGAGCCCUGGUGCCCAGCAGGCCAAAGCCGCCUGGCUCGUGUCCUCCUCACGGCCUCCACUCUCAAGUCCAUUCCAACCAGCCUGAUUGCAGACCUCUUCUUUCACCCUGUCAUUGGAGACGUUGACAUCGUUGGCCUCCUCGAAGACAUGCUUUUGCUGAGCUGA
Molecule: messenger RNA, 783 nt
Organism: Hippopotamus amphibius kiboko
Lineage: Eukaryota; Metazoa; Chordata; Mammalia; Artiodactyla; Hippopotamidae
Gene: NR0B2
Product: nuclear receptor subfamily 0 group B member 2
Exons: 2
Coding region: 1-783 (260 amino acids)
Biological process (GO): circadian rhythm; negative regulation of transcription by RNA polymerase II
Cellular component (GO): cytoplasm; nucleus
Molecular function (GO): transcription corepressor activity; transcription factor binding
Source: RefSeq, a predicted model, not a curated record